Molecule: messenger RNA, 1756 nt
Organism: Nematolebias whitei (Rio pearlfish)
Lineage: Eukaryota; Metazoa; Chordata; Actinopteri; Cyprinodontiformes; Rivulidae
Gene: trim35-12
Product: tripartite motif containing 35-12
Exons: 6
Coding region: 70-1644 (524 amino acids)
Biological process (GO): protein ubiquitination
Molecular function (GO): protein binding; zinc ion binding; ubiquitin-protein transferase activity
Source: RefSeq, a predicted model, not a curated record
CUCAUUCAGGGCUUUGUGUGUGAGGGAGCACCACAGAACUGGCACAGCUCCCCUCUGCAGGAACUGAUUAUGGCUUUGCGACCCCGAGCUUCAUCUCAGCCAGGAAAGCUGUCCCUCCUCCAGAUCACCAAGUCGACCUCGUCCCUUCGUCCGCGGGCCGUUUCCUCGCGCUCGAGCUCCAUGCUGGAAGACGAGCUGUCCUGUCCCGUCUGCUGUGAGAUCUUCAGGGAACCCGUCGUGCUCAAGUGCAGCCACAGCUUCUGCCGGGCCUGCCUGCAGCAGUUCUGGAACAAGAAGAAGGCCAGGCGCGAGUGCCCCAUCUGCAGGAGGAAGUGCUCGCUGACCGAGCCCACGGUCAGCCUGGCCCUGAAGAACGUGGCCGACACCUUCCUGCGGGAGCAGGAGCGGAGGACGGCCACUGCUCAACUGGGGUCCGGUUCAGGAGGGACGGGGGAGGAGGUGGGGGUGGCGGAGGAGAAGUGCGUCGCACACGGGGAAGUGCUCAAGCUCUUCUGUAUGGAUGACAUGGAAGUGAUGUGCUGCGUGUGUCACACCUCCAAGAAGCACCAGGGACACAAAGUGUGUCCCCUGGGAGAAGGAGCCCAGGAUCUGAAGGAAGAACUAAAGAAAGAGCUGGUUCCACUGAAGAAGAACCUGCGGCGCCUGUAUGAAGCCAAGCAGGAGUGUGAUGACACAACCGUGCACAUCAAGAAUCAGACGCGGUCCACAGAGGAGAAGAUAAGGCAGGACUUUGAGCAACUUCGAGAGUUUCUUGAGCGGGAGGAGGCAGAGCGACUGGCCGCCCUGGAGCAGGAGGAUGUGGAGAAAAGGGAGCUGGUGAAGAAGAAGGCUGAUAGCAUAACAAGAGACAUCCUCGCCUUCUCUCAUGCUGUCAUUGCCAUUGAGAAUGAAAUAGCAUCCAGUGAUUGGGUAUUCCUUCGGAACUACCCCAACACAAAAAAACGAGCGCAGCUGCCAGAGAAGGAUCCAGAAAAUGUGUCGGGCGCUCUCAUAAAUGAGGCCAAGCAUGUGAGUUCCCUCAAGUACCACGUGUGGGAGAAGAUGGUGGAGCUGGUUCAGUACACACCUAUAACCCUGGACCCCAACACUGCAUACUCCUGGCUGUCCCUCUCACCAGACCUGAUCCGUGUAGCCAACGGUGGAUCCCUGCAGCAGCUCCCCGACAAUCCCGAGCGCUUCGGUCACUUUGUGUUCGUGCUGGGGUCCGAGGGCUUCACAUCCGGCCGGCACGCCUGGGAGGUGGAGGUGGGUGACAAGGUGGACUGGAUGCUCGGUGUGGUCAAGGAGUCCAUUGACAGGAAAGGCCGCAUCUCGGGCUGUCCAGAGGGUGGCUUCUGGAUGAUCUCGCACUAUGAGGGCGAGUACUCGGCCAUGACGAGGCCCAGCACCCCGCUGCACUUGGAGGGGAAGCUGACUCGAGUCAGAGUGCAGCUUGAUUACGAGUCCGGAGAGGUGGCCUUCUCCGACCCGGUGAACAUGAAGUCCAUCUACACCUUCACGGGCGUUUUUACUGAGAAGAUGUACCCUUUCUUCUGCCCAGGAGCCAACAUUAACGGGAACAACCCCAAACCUCUUAAAAUCUGCCCUGCCAAGGUGGCUGUGUGGAACAGCUCGACCUGGUGAUUUAAGAUCACGUCACAGGAGGCAUCGGUGCGUUUCAAACUGUAAAUAAAAAAAAUAGAUGAUGUCUGUGCAGGUAUGUGUGUAAAUGAGCUUAAUACAAGCAGAGUAAUUA